Molecule: messenger RNA, 1194 nt
Organism: Symsagittifera roscoffensis
Lineage: Eukaryota; Metazoa; Xenacoelomorpha; Acoela; Convolutidae
Product: outer mitochondrial transmembrane helix translocase-like
Exons: 6
Coding region: 78-1142 (354 amino acids)
Biological process (GO): extraction of mislocalized protein from mitochondrial outer membrane
Cellular component (GO): mitochondrial outer membrane
Molecular function (GO): ATP hydrolysis activity; ATP binding
Source: RefSeq, a predicted model, not a curated record
GUGUUUCCUUUGCGACCUGUGGCAUCAAUGUGAGACUAUUCAAGUUUAUAAUUAAUAACUGUCAUCACUAACUAGAGAUGAGUGGCGGCAGUGGUGGUGGGAUGGAGACCCAGUGGAAGAUCGAGAUGGUGUUGCGGUUUGCGGGGUUGGCGAGCAUGAUGGCCACCGGGUGGUUCGUGGCACGCAAGAUGCUCCCCCUUCUCGAAGCAGACAAGGACUCCGAAGACAGCAAAAGUAAGUCUGCCAAGGGAGCCCAGAUUAUGAAACGACUGGGCCUCAGUUCCUCGGUCACCCUCACCGACUACGAGCUCAUCAUAGCUGCCCAGGUUGUCCAAGCAGAAGAGGCCAAAAAGACGAGCACCUGGGAUGACAUCGGAGGCAUGGACGACCUACUCCGAGCUGUAGAGAGGAAGUUGAUCAAGCCACUUCUCUUCUCAGACAUGUUCGCAAAUAGCCGACUGGCCAGUGCACCGAAGGGAGCUCUGUUCUAUGGUCCACCAGGAUGUGGAAAGACAAUGAUAGCACGUGGUAUCGCCAGUCAAUCAGGGUUCCACUUCAUCAACGUGCAGACGUCCUUCCUGAUGAACAAGUGGUACGGGGAGUCCCAGAAGUACACUGCUGCCAUAUUCAGUCUGGCUAGGAAGCUGCAGCCAGCAGUCGUGUUCAUAGAUGAAGUCGACAGUUUCUUGAGAAACAGAGACUCAUCAGAUCAUGAGGCUACUGCAAUGAUUAAGGCGGAGGUCAUGGCAUUGUGGGAUGGAAUCACGACUGAGACCAACACUCAGAUCAUCAUCAUAGGCGCCACCAACCGACCCAAUGACAUAGACCCCGCUGUGCGGAGACGCAUGCCCCUCAAGUUCUACGUGCCCUUGCCAAGUCAGUCUCAGAGGAGUCAGAUAUUCAAGAAGGUCCUCAAAGGGGAAGCAGUUUCUGCACAUGUAGACUAUGAUGCAUUGGGCGAAAAGUCAGAAGGGUUAUCUGGUAGUGAAAUAACAGAAGUUUGCAGACAGGCGGUCAUUAAGCAGAUGAACAUUGCGAUCGAAAACGACAAAACCGACAUGGAUUCUGUCACGUUUGAAGAUUUGGCCAAUGAAAUAGGGCAUUUCAAAGCGCCUAGUUUGACACAUGUAGACUUGGACUGAUAUUUGAAUUUCUUUUUCAAGUUUGUUCUUGAAUUAAAUUUAAUUAAAAAUU